GUAAAAGAAUUUUCUUCAUGUCACUGUCAGUUUAGUUCACGAUCUUAUAUGUCAGUGCUCCGAAUAUUCAAAUCAUCUCAUUUCAUUCUCCUCUUCAUUCAUGUCAGACAAAGUCGAAGACAGAACUGAAGAAAAAUCCUCUAGUAAUAAAUGUGCAAAUCCCCAAUCAAAGUCUUCCUCUGAAAUCGAAAUCGAAAAUGGAAUCGGGAAUGCUGCCACUACUUCCAAACAAACUGAAGUUAAUACCAAAACUUAUCCAGCCCAUUCCGAUACUCCCAGGAACAUUGGAGAAAUGGUGGAGAAGAAGGAACUUGGAGAAUUCGAGGGCUUCGAUGAGCCAGAAAAGGAAUACCUUGUUCCAAUCCAUGCUUCUCAAACAAACUCCAUCAACACUGAAUACGCUGCAGAAGUCAAAGAACCACCAGGCUUUGUACAUACAGAGUUUGAAAAAAAAAACGCCCUCAAUGUAAAACAGAGGGAGUUUGGUGUGAUUAAUAUCAAACCAACAGCUUCAAAUGAUGAUAUGAAUGAGGUGAAUGAGUUUCCCAACGUUGCCUCUAAAAUGUCCGUACUUCAUGAAGUCAACGAACCACCAAACAUGGCUCUCAAGGAGUGCAAGGUCAAAGAGAUUCUAAACGGAAUUUUAGAUUGCAAAGUGCUCCGUACAUCUUCAACUCAAGACUUGUCGGCUGUUAACAAAUCUUCCAAAGCGAACGCAAGUGAAGAAAUCCCGGAAAACUGCCCUGAUACUAGUUCUCAGUGUUCCCAUGUUCAAACUUCCAAAUUGGUAACUGUGAAGGAAAUUCUAGGGGAAAUAUUAGACUACAGCAUUUUCAAAAAAAGUUUACCUGCCCAUGAGGAACGAAGACCAGCUUGUGAAUUUGCUGAAGCAACAUCUUCGAGGGGGGCGAGCAACUGUGAAAUAUGUCGAUCUGAAGCGAAUGUCGAAUCCAGACGGUACCAAAUAUUCAGAACAAGUGGACCGCUUGGAAUCAUCAACUCUUCCAACGCCAUGCACAGUGAAAGUUUUAUCAGCAGUCAAGUUUCUAAGAAAUCCCUCAAUCGAAUGCUUCCUUCCUAUUCGGCGGUACUGAGAUUAGGUCCGAAACGUAGCGUGAAAUCCAUCGAAUCUUUCAUUCCCAGGCUUCCUCCACCAUCUUAUGCUGAAGUGGAAGGUCUGUGGGAGGAUUCCCCUACUUUAAUAUCGUCCGAUUCGGUGGUGUUCGGUCCCGAUCCAGUUUACAUGGUAUGCCCGGCGUGCAGGACCGUAGUGGUGACAGAUGUUGAGAGGGAGAGAUCCAACGUGACUCACUUGGUGGCUCUAGUGUUGUGUGUAUUUUUAUGCUGGCCAUGUUGUCUGCUACCGUAUUGUCUGAAGUCGUGCAAUUAUUCGUAUCAUAGUUGUCCGAACUGUAGGCAUUACUUUGGUGUGUACAAUCCUUUCUGAAGAAAUAUAAUCGCUGAUCGAGA
Messenger RNA from Leptinotarsa decemlineata (Colorado potato beetle), 1470 nucleotides. RefSeq lists its product as uncharacterized. Gene Ontology annotation, molecular function: zinc ion binding. Lineage: Eukaryota; Metazoa; Arthropoda; Insecta; Coleoptera; Chrysomelidae. The record is from RefSeq and is a predicted model, not a curated record.